This is a messenger RNA of Effrenium voratum, 1056 nucleotides long. The record is from the annotation of a GenBank genome assembly. Lineage: Eukaryota; Dinophyceae; Suessiales; Symbiodiniaceae.
GACAACAGAGUCUCUGCCAGCACAGCGUCAUGGAGGAGGAAGAUGGUUGCGAUCACCUCUACAAGGUUGUGCUUGUAGGCGAUGCCACUGUUGGGAAGACUCAUCUCCUCUCGCGCUACGUGAAAGGUACUUUGCCAAAGGCCCCAACAGCGACCAUUGGUGUGGAGUUUGCCACGCGCACAAUCCCGCUGGCUGUGGGUGGUACAGUCAAGGCUCAGAUCUGGGAUACUGCAGGGCAAGAAAGAUACCGUGCAAUCACCAGCUCACACUACCGGCGGGCUGUGGGAGCAUUGCUGGUCUACGAUGUGACCCGAAACGCAACCUUCCAGAAUUGCCUGAAAUGGCUGGAAGAGUUGCGGCAGAAUGCUGAGCCGAACAUCAGCAUCAUGUUAGUCGGGAACAAGCUGGACCUGGUGGAGAAAGACCCAACUGCUCGACAGGUGCACUACGACGCUGCCUUGGAGUUCGCGCGGCAGCACAAGCUCCUCUUCAAGGAGGCCAGUGCUGUAACGACGUACAAUGUGAAGCACGUCUUCGAGCAGCUGCUCCAGGAAGUGUACAAUCAGGCGUCAAAGAACGCCAAACAGCAGAAGCGGGAGCCGGGGGGCAUCCAGAUCCAGCCCGGUGGGACAAUCCCAGCGCAAGAGGACAAUUCCUGCGGUGGCCAGGCCUGCUGACCGGCAUGUGACUCUCCACUGCAGACAGGGCCUUUGGCUGCUUUGCACAGCUGUGGCGAAGAUCAGGUCCUCAGCCAGAUUCUAAACAAAAAACAUGUGACACAAAGUUCUUCGGUGCGGCCGCUUCGCUCACCGCUGCGGCCAUAUGGCUGAACCAGAUUGGCCGAGCGGCGGCAUGGGGUGGAGCUCGCGGGUCGCAGUGUUUCACAGAGCACGCGAGGAAAAGAGCGAAUUUCGCCACUCGGGAGCUGGCCUCAUGCCGACUAGUUGGCACCUAUCCAGGGACCCUUCUGUGAAGGUGUUUGCUCCAAGCCCUGGCGGAGUUGUCUCCGACGGGCGCGAUUCCCAAAUUACAUGCCAGAUUCGUUGGGCCCUCACA